This is a messenger RNA of Sus scrofa (pig), 4781 nucleotides long. RefSeq names its product LRR binding FLII interacting protein 1 (gene LRRFIP1). Lineage: Eukaryota; Metazoa; Chordata; Mammalia; Artiodactyla; Suidae. Gene Ontology annotation, biological process: regulation of transcription by RNA polymerase II. Gene Ontology annotation, molecular function: DNA-binding transcription factor activity, RNA polymerase II-specific; RNA polymerase II cis-regulatory region sequence-specific DNA binding. The record is from RefSeq and is a predicted model, not a curated record.
AGCGGGCGGCUCCAGCUCCGCUUCUCCCGAGUGACCCCACCCCCGGCCCGGCCGGCUCCGGCCACCUGCGCCCCGCCCCUGCGGCCGCGCCCGAGCCGGGGAACCGCCGAGGCGCGCCUCCGCCUUGGGAAGGGCGAGGUUCCCGUCCCGACGCGCGGAUUUGUCUCCGGGACAGUAAUCCCGCCGUUCCGGGCAUGCGGCUGCGCUGAGAGCCUGCCCGCCCGCGGAUCCGAGGGGCCCCGCGCUCACUCUCUUUCCCGGCUGUGUGAGAAGGUGGCCUUGUAACCGGCAGGAUGACCAACCCUGCGGCCACGCAGAACAAGGAAAUAGAAUGUUUGAGCCCAGAAGCUCAGAAACUGGCGGAGGCCAGGCUGGCGGCGAAGCGCGCGGCGCGAGCGGAGGCCCGGGAGAUCAGGAUGAAGGAGCUGGAGCGGCAGCAGAAGGAGAUCUAUCAGGUUCAAAAGAAAUACUAUGGGCUGGAUUCGAAAUGGGGUGACAUCGAGCAAUGGAUGGAAGACAGUGAGCGCUACUCCCGCAGAUCCAGAAGAAACACAUCGGCUUCGGAUGAAGACGAGCGCAUGUCCGUGGGUAGCCGCGGGAGCCUGAGGUCGCAGCCCGACGUGGAGUUCGGGGGCCCCUACGCCUGGACAAAUGGUUAUGAUGGCGAAUUAUAUGGAUCACAGUCCCUGAGUCGAAGAUCUGGCAGGAAUUCCAGCUACGGCGGUGACGGCAGGUUCUCUACGUUGUCAUCAGCUGCCCGGGACGAGACGUUGCCCUUCUAUCUGUGCAGCGCUGCCCGGCCGGCUGGGAGUUACCGGGCAUCCGUGCUGGGUGAGAGCAGUCUCGCUGGGGCUCGGCGGGGCAGUGCCUGCGGCUCCUACGCUCCCUCGGAGCACAGCGGCCAGCUCAAGUCCAGCUCCCGCGCCUCCUCCAGAGCCAGCUCGGCGCGGGCCAGCCCAGUGGUUGAAGAGAGAUCAGAAAAGGACUUUGAGAAGGGCUCCCGUAGCCUGCCCAGCCUGUCGGCAGCCACCCUGGCCUCCCUCGGGGGCACCUCCUCUCGCAGAGGCAGCGGGGACACCUCCAUCUCCCUUGACACCGAGGCGUCCAUCAGGGAAAUCAAGGAGCUCAAUGAGCUAAAGGACCAGAUUCAGGAUGUAGAAGGCAGAUACAUGCAGGGGUUGAAAGAGAUGAAGGACUCCCUGGCGGAAGCGGAGGAGAAGUACAAGAAGGCCAUGGUCUCCAACGCGCAGCUGGACAACGAGAAGACCAACUUCAUGUACCAGGUGGACACGCUGAAGGACGUGCUGCUGGAGCUGGAGGAGCAGCUGGCCGAGUCCCGGCGGCAGCUCGAGGAGAAGAGCAAGGAGUUUGAAAGGGAGAAGCACGCCCACAGCAUCCUACAGUUUCAGUUUGCUGAAGUCAAAGAGGCCCUGAAGCAAAGGGAAGAGCUGCUUGAGGAAAUCCGACAGCUACAGCAGAAACAGGAGAGUUAUAUCAGGGAGAUUUCUGAUCUUCAGGAAACAAUAGAGUGGAAAGACAAAAAGAUAGGGGCGUUAGAGAGGCAGAAAGAGUUCUUUGAUUCCAUAAGGAGCGAACGAGACGAUCUUAGAGAAGAAGUAGUCGUGCUAAAAGAGGAAUUAAAGAAACACGGGAUAAUACUCAAUUCAGAAACAGCCACCAAUGGCGAGACCUCAGACCCUCUCAGCCGUGUGGAACACCCAGGGUCUACGAAGAUGACGAAGGAGGAGGUCGGCGCUCCCCAGGCCCCCGGGGACGGGACGCUAGGAAGAGCCAGUGAAGUGGAGGUGGCAAAUGAGAUGGUGGAGCGUGUGGGGAAAAGCGAGAUCUUGCCGGAUUCUGAGCAAGAACAGCACAAAGAGGAGCCAGUAAAGGACUGUGCGGACCCAGAGGGGUUACCUCCCGGUGAAACUGCCGAGGCCCCGACCACCUCUGCAGACAGUGGCCUCUCCUCCGGAAUAUUCGUAAAUCCCACGAAUGAGGACCAGGUUCAAAGCCCGAUUCCAGAGCACCCUCCCUGCCUCGAAAACACACAGCAGGUGCAGUCCAGGGAGGCCCUACACACGGCAGGUGAUGGGCCUGAGGCUUCCCCGGGGCCGUCGGAAUGUUCCCGCCAACCAGACGGCGAAAUCCCAGGUCCUGCGCUUGAGCAGGACGGUGGUAACGCCGUGGAGAGCAAACCCCAAAGAAAAGAGUCUGCAGAGAAGCAGGAAGGUCUUCAAACCACCGUGGAAGAGAGGAGCCCAGAACCGCCUCAGGAAUCUGCUCCUGUGCAAAUAGCUGACGUGGAAGUCGAAAGGCAGAGCGGUGCAGACGCAGGGGUACAAAGUCAGAGACCCGCCGAGGCGGUGCCAGAGGCAGAGCUCCCUGGGGCCGGGGAGCAGGUGGGCUCGGGAGCCUCGAGUCCUCCCAGGUGCAGCGAUGACCCCGUGAGCCACCAGGAAACGGGGGUGGCGGAUGCUCCAGGAGGCUCGGACCCAGGCACAGGGUGUGAUUUAGAGAAAGAGCCUGCCCCCCACGAGGUGGCUGAGCCUGCCGAGGGCCCGGUUCAGAGCCCAGAGGCGGGCGGGGGGAACAGCGAAGAGGAGGGGGGAGGAAGGGAGUUUCGGGGUGAGAACCCAGCGGGGACAGAGGCCCCCACCGUUCCCUGUUCCCCAGCAGCCAAACACAGUCCCCAAGAGGCCGUAGGUCCGAGUACCCCAGACUCGGAGAGCGAACCCCUAGACGUGAAAGAGCCUGACGAAGAAAAGGGUGCCUGCCAGGGAGAGAGGCCAGACGCGUCCCAGAAGAAGACCAAGAACAAGAAAAAGAAAAACAAGAAGAAAAAGUCACCAGCGCCCGUGGAAGCCAAAGACGUCCAGGAAGAGUUAACACUCCAGAGCCCAGAUUUAAGUGACGGGAGGGAAGACGAGCAGGUCAAAUGCGCCGACGAAAAGCCAGGUGCAGAGGCACAGAAUGGGGUCCCUGAAAACCCACAGCAGAACGAGGUGGCCGGAAGCAGGGCAGACGGCCGCUCGCCCGAGGAUCCCCACGCGGAGCCGGAGAGAAACCCCCCCUGCGCUGAUGCGGAUGCGGACACGGAGGCAGAGGAGCCUGGCGCCGCGGGGGACCCGGGGAACCGUGAAGCUGAUGCAGUUCCGUCAUCGGGCACCAGCGCCCGUCGUAAAGGCUCGGACCAAGGGGUCCCCGAAGAGGCGGCUGCUGAGCAAGACGCCGCCGCUCCUGGCCGCCUCCCGGGUUCAGAGAAGGACGACGUGGCGGGCCGCGCUCCGCUCCAAGACCAGAGCCCCUCGGGGGACGGGAAGGACGCCUCUCAAAUGGAAGACGCAGAAGAUUCAAGUCCGCCGGUCCGGGGGGGUUCAGAGAGCCUUAGUCUCGAAGGCGAGGGCCUGGCACCAGCCGGGGAGCUGGAGGGCUUGGAUGCCGAAUGCAAGGACGAGAGGAGAGGCGGGAACGGAAAGGGUAGAAGCAAGGACGAAUGCGCCCUGUCCUAGGGCGGGGGCUCUGAGUGAGGCCGGCAGCGGGCGUGAGGCUCAGAGAGUGUUCCAGGUUGGCACAGACGCACCGCGUGACCAUUAGCCACCAAGUCACCCCCCGCUCUAAGUUAUAACUGUUCCCGCUAGUUCUCUAGUUCCUAUUAAGGGCACCCCCCGGAUGAGAAGGACGUUUCUGUUACCAGUGUAAGUCCCCCCGGGGAGCAUUCCAGGAGCGUCGGACAAGGCAGUGUCCUGUUUAUAUUUCUGCUUCAAACCAAAAAUCAAACUAUUUAGCAUUUGCCUUAAGCUGAUACGCCUAGUGCCCACUCCUGACCAAAUGUAUCAGCGUCUAGUUGAAAUGACCAAAUAGUCUCCUGAGAUGUCCACACGAUGAGUGUCGUUUUUAAUUAGUCUCAUCUAAAUAUUCGUGCUUUCCUAGUUGAUUGUGAUAUGUAUAAUAUAACCUGUAUGGUAUUCUUAUUUAAAAAGGACAUAAAUGGCCAAGCAGCACAUAGGUCACUGAGCGGUGAGAUUUGCACCUUAGGACAGUAAUUCGUCAUGUUAAGAGCUGCAGAGAAACACCACACAGCACUAGGAAUAGCUUGUCUUUACCUCACAGAAGUAUUUUCUCUCAAACCGAUACUUUCGGCUCGUAUUGUUGGGUACACCUGAAUUUACUUGGUAGGAGAUUUCGACUUCACGCUGAUCACGUACCAAAGGCAUUUCGUACAAAGACUUUUUACAGAUUUUUUUUUCUGGAAGAGAUAUAUGUUGAAAUUGCAUUGCCUUCUGCAGUGUUUGGGCAGAGAGAAUCACUUCUAAGAGUUAUUUUUUAACCUGCAAAUUACUCCUCUUUCUGUUGUCUAAUCAUUGCUCAGUCGAGCAGGACGAAAGGCUACUCUUCUUGUGCAAGCGUUGAUUAGACUGUAACGGGAUAUUGGAAAUAUUGAAUUACCUUUGGUCUUUUGGUAUAAAUAUUUUCAUUGGUUGUUUUACAGUAUAUUCGUAUUGGAAAUUUCUUGUUUUGCCCUUCCUGAACAAAAUAUAUUUUUCUAUAUAAAGAAACGUUUAAAAAAUAAUUGUGAGCUUAAAUUAGAAGUCAUUGUCACAUAUUGGAAUUACAAGGGAAUGUGGAGGGCGAAUGCUAUUGACACUUUAAGAGAUCAUGUGAAUUCAUGUUAUUGUUACAAGACAUGAUUGAGUGCAAAAAAAAGACCAAAACCUCAACAAAACUUGAGACAAACUGUUAUUGUGUAAUUGAAAUAAAGACAUUUUAUUAUUUUACAA